UCUACGUAAUCUCGUGAAGAAGCCUACUUAAAAUAUUAUUCACCAUUAUAAUAUUAAUAUCGUUGUUAUUAUUGUCAUUAUUAUCGUGUGCUGGAACGUAAUAAUAAUAUUAAUUUAUUCGCUAUGAUUUAGAGCGCAGGUACUAAACGUAUCGUCACUGUUAUUGUUAUUAUUAUCAAUAAUCAUCGUCGUGCCGUCGUUUCACACUUUAUGCGUCCGUCCGUUUGCGUACAAUAAUACAUUACGCGCCUUCGUAAUUAAUCGAACCGCCGCCGUCACCGCCUCCGUCGUCGUCGUUGUCUUGCCACAGUAAUUUAUCGCGUCCGUUUUAAUUGGUUUCCAUCUCGAGAUGUGGCGUACGAACAACGGCGAUUAGAGCGACACCACAGAAAUCGUUUUUGGGCAGAUAGAUAUCUAAUGCAAUAAGGAAACAUCAUUUAAUAAAAAUGGCAGGAGGAACUAGCUUAGUAGUUCCAAUAGUUUUAUGGGGUAAAACACCUUUAACACAUUGCAUUUCAUGUGUUUAUUUAUCUCCGGAUCAGCGAACACUAGUAACUGGAUGUUAUGAUGGGCAGAUAUGUCUUUGGUCAGUAUCUCCAGAAACUUUAAAGAUGACUCCAAGAUGUUUAUUAGUUGGUCAUACAGCUCCAGUUCUAUGUCUUGCACAUGCCAGUAUUAUUGCUGAUAAUGCAUUUUUUGUUAGUUCAUCUGAAAAUGGUGAAAUGAGUACUUGGGAUAUUGUUGAUGGAAAAUGUAGAGAAGUUACAAAAUCAAUUUAUAUUCAUACAAACAUUCAGGCAUACCGUAUGGUUGGGACCGAAGAUGUACGUUUAUUCUGCAAUGGAUAUUAUGCUGAGGUCAUUAUAAUGAAUCCAUUUACAUUAGAAAUUAUUUUCUCUUUAUCAUCACGUGUCAAUCCUGACUGGAUAAGUGCCUUAUAUGUAUUGAAACCUCACACAUGUAAAGAUGAUGUUGUUUUGGGAUUGACUACAACUGGAACAGUAAAAGUGUGGACUUUAGAGCCAAGAGACUAUGGACCUACAGAUGUUUCAGUAUACGAAAAUGAAAGUAAACAAAUCAGAUGCCUUAAUGCUUUGACUAUGGCUUGCUGUUCUCAACACCAAAGAACUGUGUUAAUUGUCUGUUCAAAGUGUUGGCAGAUAUAUGAUGCUGGUGAUUUCUCAGCUUUAUGUACAGUCUAUGCACCUCGAGGAGAACGUUGGUUGGGUGGAGAAUUUUUAGCUCCUGAUCGCGUUCUUAUUUGGACAGAUGAUGGCAAAGGUUAUCUUUACAAACUACCGGCAAAUAGUAUUGUUGAAAAUAAAAACUUCCAUAAGCAAGCUGAGGAUGGUGAUAUUCCCUAUUUAUACAGUUUACUAUCUGUGACUUCAAACACGCACUUAUACUGUUCUCCAGCUAUUCGGUUUUAUGAAUCUUUUCAACAUGGAAAAAUAUUGAUAAGAGGUGAUUCAGAAGGAGCUGUUAAUAUAUGGAAAAUUCCUGAACUUUCUCCAGCUCAACUAUCAGUUAUUAAAGAAAAUGAUUCUCAAAAAAAAUUAAUUGGUCUUUCUCCAUUUAUGAGUACAAGUUUAUCUAAGGCAUGGGAAUCUAUGAAACCCAAUCCAGUUGGAAUUCUCAACCAAUUGGACUGUGAAAAUGUACCACAUAUCAAGUUGACUGCUAGUAUAUACUUGGCAGGUCAAAGUCGUCUAGUCAUUGGUCGUCAAGAUGGUUCCAUCGUUAUCAUUCCAGCUACUCAAACAGUAAUGUUACAACUAUUACAUGGAAAUCAUCAACACUACAAAGAUUGGCCACCGCACCAGAUUUUACUGGGCCAUAAUGGACGAGUCAAUUGUUUGCUCUAUCCACAUCAUAUGCAUCCAAGAUAUGACAAGUCUCAUUUAUUAUCUGGAGGGGUAGACUUUGCUAUAUGUUUAUGGGACUUAUAUGCUGGAACAUUGCUACAUAGAUUUUGUGUUCAUGCUGGAGAAAUAACACAACUUCUAGUCCCACCCAAUACAUGCGCUAAUCCUAGAAUAUUGAAAUGCAUUUGUGCAGUUGCAAGCGAUCAUUCCGUUACUUUGUUAAGUUUGUCUGAACGUAAAUGUGUGGUGUUAGCAUCCAGACACUUAUUUCCUGUUGUUACAAUUAAAUGGCGUCCUUUAGAUGAUUUUAUGAUUGUUGGUUGUUCUGAUGCCACUGUUUAUGUUUGGCAAAUGGAAACUGGUCACUUGGAUAGAGUUUUACAUGGAAUUAGCGGGGAACAAGUUCUAUAUGCAUGUGACGAAAACACAACCAUAUCUAGUACAGUAGAUUCGGGUCUGGCUAAUCCUGCAGUACAUUUCUUCAGAGGGUUACGUCAUCGUAAUAUCAGUGCUAUUAAACAUGCAACACAGAGAGGAAUCCAUCAAUUGCAACAAUUGCAUCAUUCAGCUCAUUCCGAUGGCACAGAUCAUAGUAAAACAAGAGCUUACCCAUUAAUGGUACAAGGACUUCGAACUAACCCUAACGAUCCAGAAUGUCAUAUAUUAUGUUUUGAUAUUGAGGCUCUAGUUGUGCAACUGUUGAGUGAAGAGUAUGGGUUGAUGUCUCCAAAAACAAUGGAAGCACAGGGUCUAAUAAAUGCAACAGAGUUUCAAAAAAUAACUGCUCUAACACAGUCUGUAUCUUCUGAUGCUCAUAAAAAAAUUGCAGACUUUUUUGGAAAAGUUAAGGACAAAGCCGACAAUAUGGAACGCAUUUUGAAAGAAAAAGAUAAACAUGGAAUUUUACCUAAAAGAAAGGAUGGUUCAGAAACUAUACUAACAAAACUACAGUCUGUAAUUGAAGGUUUUGAUAGCAAAUCAAAUGAUAAAGGUUUGAAUCUUAGUGGAGUAGUGUGUCGUAAAGUAUGUGGCGCAAAUUUGACGAUGGAGAUUGCCCAAUUGUUGAUGUCAUUACUGUAUGCAUGGGGUUUAGAUUUUGAAGUAGACAAAAUUUGUGAAACUAAACUCGGAUUAUUGCGUCCAAUGAUUCCUGUAUCAUUUGGAGUUAUUUCAAAAGGCGGUUUUAUGAGCUUAUUGUUGCCUACAUGGCAAAGUAGUAUUGAUCUUGAAGAUAAUUAUGUUAAAUCCAGCAAUGGCCCACUGAUGGAUUUACCACCAGAGAUGGUAAGGCUUGAAUUACUGACUAGGCUUUUCACCGCGAGAACUCACUGGGAAGUAAGCACUACAGUAACUAGUCAGCAUUUAAUUGCUAUAGUGGCUAUAGCCAAUACACUAAUAUCCAUGAGUGCUCCAUGUUUCCUUGAAAACACAUUCUCAAGGCAACAAUCUGUGAAAAGUCGUUCAGAGGAAGGAAAUGGAGAACAGAGUACUUCACAGGUUGCAUUUAUCAAACAAGGAUGGUCCCAACUAAAGACGUUACAUUGUAAAUCAUUGCCUGAAAAAAUUGUCAAUCAUGGGUCAAAGAGUUACAAACGAAUUCAAAUUGAAAUGCUAGCACACCGUUGGCAACACCAUUGUUUGGAGGUGCGAACAGCAGCUCAAGAAUUGUUGUUAGCAGAAUUAGAACGAAUUGGGCCUAAAGGUCGUAAAACAUUAGUAGAAUUUUGGGUUCAAUAUUUACCAGUAAGCAACUCUAACGGUAACAUGAAACCUACCGCAGUUAGCUCUAACAAUUUAACCAAUCUAAACAUUAAUGAAAAUGUUGAAUCAUCAGCAAACAUUCAAGAUGAUGAUGACGACGAUGAAGAAGAAGAUUUAUGUUUAAGAAAACCAUCAUCUAUAAAUGAAUUGCGUCGUAAACAGACAACUGCUGUAAUUUUGAUGGGUGUAAUGGGAGCCGAGUUUGGCCAGGAAGUUAAUGCGUCUGAUAAUGUUAGUAUAUCAAGCCGUUCACAGUCUGGAACAUCUAUUAGAAGAAAAAGUUCAAUUGUGGAAGGUUUUGGUAUAGGAAAUAAUAAUUUAUCAAGACUAACAAGUUUGGCAUUAACUCAAUUGCUUUUAACACCAUCCUCUAUCAAAUUGCCCGCUCACAUGGCAUUACGAAGAGCAGCAGUAGAUUUGAUUGGCCGUGGUUUUGCUGUAUGGGAACCUUAUUUUGAUGUCAGCAAAGUGUUAUUAGGGAUAUUGGAAUUGUGUUGUGAUAAUGACAAACUGGUUCCUAGCAUGUCUUAUGGGUUACCUUUGACACCUUCUGCUGAUUCAUACCGAACUGCUCGGCAUGCACUCAUAUCAAUAGCAAAUGUUCGCCCUGCUGUGUUCAUAACAACUAUUGCCAGAGAGGUGGCUCGUUACAACAGUAUGCAACAGAAUACUCAAGCUAUGAAUAUGGCUAUAAGUAAUUCAGUUUUGCACAGAGCAAAACCAGAAAUUUUAUCUAUCGUGGAACAUUUGAUCGAGAAAAUGCAUGUUGAAAUGACAGAUUUACUAGUGGAGGUAAUGGACAUCAUACUGCACUGUGUAGAUCCAACACAACUCAAAACCCGUCCUCUGUCUGAGAUUUCUCCAGCCAUAAGCAGAUUCGGCCAGGUGACCCAUUGUUCAACAUCUAGACGUAUAGCUGUGGGCACCAAAAAUGGCACAAUUGCACUAUAUGAAUUGAGAUCGUCCAAAUGCCAGACCAUUAAUGCACACACUGCAGCUAUCUGUGCAUGCGCAUUUUCACCAGACGGAAAAUUCCUUGUGUCAUACAGUGCAGCAGAAAACAAAUUAUCCUUCUGGCAAACGUCUACUGGUAUGUUUGGUUUAGGCAACAGUCAAACUAAGUGCACUAAAUCAUAUAGCACUCAGAAAAAAGAUUCGAUACGUGCUAGCCAACUGCGGCAAAUCAAGUUGCACUGGGCAAGUAACCGCAGCGUUCGAUUUUUUUCAGACGGUUUAGAAACAACAUUUGUUAUUUAAAUUGUAAAUACAAUUUAAAUGCAAAUAAAGAAAAAUAGAUUGUUUUGUUGUUGAUAUAACAAUUUUAUUAGAUCGAAAGGCUUUUGCUAACAAUACAUUUCCCAUAGUUUUAUUAUUUUGGCUUAAUAACAUAGUGUAAUUGAUUUAAUUAAGUAUUUAAUUGUAUAUUAUUAUACAUGCAUAAUUAUUGUUUUCAUAUAACCAAUUUGUCUUUAUAGGUUUUAAGUUUUUUUUUUUUAGUAUAAUCUUUUAAUUGUUUACAUAAUAUUAUUGAUCCAUUUUAUUUUAAUAUUACCCUAAGACAUCAUAUUAUUAUCUAAUUAGACAUCAAUUUUGUUUCAAUUAUAUUUUUACAUUCUUCAAUCCUGUUAACUAUAUAAAGAUUCAAUCCCUCAUGUUAAUUCAUUAUUAUUUUUGUUCUAUUUAAUUCAAGUUAUCUUAUUAUGUAGUUGUAUUAUAGAUCUCAUAUGUGAUUUUUUUUUUAAUUAUAGUAUAGAAUGUUUGUGUAGAUAACUUAUAAAUUAUAACUUAAGUUAAUCAUUAUUGUAUGUUUACUGAAUGUCGUUCCACGUGUUGUGAAUUUGAAUGAUAAGCCACUACCGUUUAUACAAAGUUUAAGUAGAACUAUUAAAGCUUAGAAAAUUACAUGUAAAAUAUUCUAAAUGAUUGUCUAACAAUGAAAAUACUGAAAUUUUCUUUUUUAUUUUUAUUAUUAUGCAUUGGUUACUCCAUUAUUUUUUAAAAAUAAUUAUUUAAUAUAAACAUUAAAUUAAUAUGGUCUUUUAACAAAUUUUAAAAUGUAAUAUUUUUGGUUUUUUAAAAAUGUUUUUUUUUAAUUAACUGAUAACUGAAACAGCAAACUGCACAACUUGACAACGCUCCCAAUUACUGAAUAUUCUUAACUUCAGCUUUUAUGUAUCUAUUGUACAUUGUGUCAGAGUGCCACAUAAUUUAUUUUUUAUUGUCUAGUAUUUUUUUUUCUAUAUUAAUGUUUUGAAGAUAAAUACAAAUAUUGUUCACAGUUUUUAAUUUUACACCACUAAAUAUUUUUCAUUGAGUUAUCUAAAAUUAAUAACAAUGACCAAAUACAAAUAAAUGUUUAACUUUGAAUUUGUUAAUAGAUCCAAUUUACUCUAAUUUAAAAUAAAUUUUCAAUAUCAUGUA
Messenger RNA from Metopolophium dirhodum (rose-grain aphid), 6047 nucleotides. RefSeq names its product WD repeat-containing protein 7 (gene Rbcn-3B). Gene Ontology annotation, cellular component: cytoplasm. Gene Ontology annotation, molecular function: protein binding. The transcript has 29 exons. The record is from RefSeq and is a predicted model, not a curated record. Lineage: Eukaryota; Metazoa; Arthropoda; Insecta; Hemiptera; Aphididae. Bases 447 to 4883 code for a protein of 1478 amino acids.